AUGUCACAUAAUUAUGAACCAGUCUCUGAUGUAACCGUCUUCCCACCAAGUGCAGACUUAGUUGAAUUCAAUAGCUCAGUCCGUCUAUCCUGCUCCUCCUCCUCUGGAUCUUGUCUCUCCUUCCGCUGGUUGAACAGCAGCUCUGAGGUUACUCCCAGUGACAGGGUUCAGAUCACUGAUGGAGGAUCAACUCUGACUAUAGUUAAUGUGACCCGCUAUGACCAGGGAUCAUACAGUUGUAAUGUGUCUAAUCUUAUCUCUUCUAACAGCAGCGCUCCAAUAGAAAUAAGCAUCAGCUAUGGUCCAGACAAUGUAAGGUUAGAGGUGAAUCCACCAGGAGAACAUCAUAAGACUGGGUCAGACAUCAGACUGAUCUGCUCUGUUGAUUCAAAACCUUCUGCUGAAUAUCAGUGGUUUCUGAAUGGAGACGCUCUGCCUACAGCUGGAUCAGAAGUCAGACUGAUGGACAUUAAGAUGAGUCAAAGUGGAAACUACAGCUGUCUCUGCCUUCAGCUGUUUAUGUUCAUGAUCCAUGACCCAAGACACACCCGCCGCUUUCUUUGCCUGGCGCCACACCGCGCUGAGACAUGUGUUGCAGGCUUUGACCACUGA
Cyprinodon tularosa is the source of this 612-nucleotide messenger RNA. RefSeq names its product carcinoembryonic antigen-related cell adhesion molecule 5-like. The record is from RefSeq and is a predicted model, not a curated record. Lineage: Eukaryota; Metazoa; Chordata; Actinopteri; Cyprinodontiformes; Cyprinodontidae. Bases 1 to 612 code for a protein of 203 amino acids. The transcript is spliced from 4 exons.